Molecule: messenger RNA, 3715 nt
Organism: Etheostoma spectabile (orangethroat darter)
Lineage: Eukaryota; Metazoa; Chordata; Actinopteri; Perciformes; Percidae
Gene: jak3
Product: Janus kinase 3 (a protein tyrosine kinase, leukocyte)
Exons: 25
Coding region: 214-3552 (1112 amino acids)
Biological process (GO): protein phosphorylation; cell surface receptor signaling pathway via JAK-STAT; cell differentiation
Cellular component (GO): membrane; cytoskeleton; cytosol
Molecular function (GO): growth hormone receptor binding; ATP binding; non-membrane spanning protein tyrosine kinase activity
Source: RefSeq, a predicted model, not a curated record
ACACACACACACACACACACACACACACACACACACAUACAGCAUAAACGGAGAAGUCAAAAAGCAAGUCCACAGUUACAGGAACAAAUGAUCGAGAUGAGGACUUCUGACGUACAUAUGUAAAAGUCCGGAGCAGAAUCCGUAAAUUCUGUCAGGUAAAUGUGGCGGCACAAUGUUUUUUCUCUGAAGUAGGAGUACACAAUAGAAGUAUCCAUGGAUCUCAGUGAGGAGGAGUCGGCCCCUCUGGUGAUCAGAGACCGGGGAGGCAGCCAGAGGUCUAGUUCUAGCACUGGUCCCACUUUACAAGUACACCUCUACUUCUUCCCAGCCACAAAAGACGCAACAACAAUACACAUUUCAUCUGGCCAAAUCUCUGCCGAAAAUGUCUGCAUCCAUGCCAGCAAAACAUGUGGAAUCUUACCUGUGUACCAAAGUCUUUUUGGUUUGGCAUCUGCCGAUUUGUCAUUUUGGUAUCCUCCAUCGCACAUGUUCAACACAGAAGAAAACUUACAAGUCCAUUUUAGAGUCAGAUUUUUCUUUGGAAACUGGUUUGGACAAGGACCAAGAACAUCAUACCGCUACAGUUUGACUAGAGAUAGAAUCAGUCCAGUCCUUGACUACAAUGUCAUAUAUUAUCUCUUCAGUCAGUUGCGCAGUGACUUUAUUGGUAGUGAGGCAGGAGUGUGUCCACCUUUGAGUGCCCAAGAAGAAUGCCUCGGCCUUGCAGUGCUGGACUUGUGGAGAAUGGCGAAAGAGCGUCAUCAGAGUGUAAGAGAGCUCUGCAGGACUGUCAGCUACAAAUCAUGCCUUCCUGAAUCACAUCGCCAUGACAUUGAGAAACGAAACCGUCUGGAUCGUUAUCGAAUCCGAAACACCCUCAAGCGUUUCUUGAAGAAGCUUGGCAGCUGCUCAGUAGAUGAGUGCAGCUUGAAGAUCAAGUACCUGAUUGAACUGACUGCCAUCGAGCCCUCUCUGGGAAGCGAAACCUUCCAAGUGAAUCCUUCCUCAUCCCACUCCAAGUCAACUUUCUCUUUUGUGCGGGUCACUGGGGAAACUGGAAUUGAAACCAGUGGAAGUUGGCUUCCUGAUGGUUCCCUGGAGUGGCAAACCUUCUGUGAUUUCAAAGAAAUUAUUGACAUCAGUACAAAGAGGGUAUGCCAUGAGCAUGUCCCCCAAGACAGCAGGAUGGUGACCAUAACUCGUAAAGAUGAUAGAUGCUUGGAAGCCAACUUCCAAAGUCUCAAGGAAGCACUUUCAUUUGUGUCUCUUGUUGAUGGCUACUUCAGACUGACCACAGAUUCUAGCCACUACUUCUGUCAAGACACUGCUCCUCCAAGUAUUCUGGAGGGGAUCAAAAACCAUUGUCACGGCCCAAUCACAUCAGAGUUUGCAGUCAACAAGUUGAAAAAGUCAAGAUUUAAAGGCGGAACCUUCCUUCUCCGGCAGAGUCCCAAGAACUAUGACAAAUUCUUCCUCACUGUUUGUGUUCAGACUCCACUUGGACUUGACUAUAAAGACUGUCUCAUUAUUAAGAAUGAGCACUACAGUCUUCUUGGUGUCAAUAAAUCCUUUUCCAGCUUGAGAGAGCUCACUAGCUAUUACCAACACAACAAGCUGCUAAUGGCUGAAGUACCUGUCAAGUUAGCCCGCUGCUGUCCACCCCGACCCAAAGAGCUCACAAAUUUAAUUAUCAUUCGCAAUAGCAGCUCUCCAGAAGCUCAGGGCUCUCCGACACCUGAACGAAACAAAUUCAGUCACAUCCAGUUCCACAUGAUCAAAUAUGAAGACCUUAAAUGGGAUGUGAGCCUUGGACAGGGAUCCUUUACUCGAAUUUUCAAAGGCUACAAAACAGACAUUCGCGAUGGGGAGAAACAUGUGACAAACGUUUUCCUGAAAGAGCUUGAUGUUGUUCAUAAGAACUACUGGGAGUCAUUCUUUGAAGCUGCCAGCUUGAUGAGCCAGAUUUCACACAAACACCUCCUUCUUGUAUAUGGUGUUAGUGUUCAUGGAGUUAAAAAUAUCAUGGUGCAGGAGUUUGUCGAGUACGGGGCCCUCGACCUUUACUUACAGAGAGGGAGAUCUGUGUCAGUGAGCUGGAAACUUGACGUAGCCAAACAACUCGCAUCUGCCCUCAACUUUCUGGAAGAAAAGAACAUCAUUCAUGGAAACAUCUGCGCCAAAAAUCUGCUGCUGGCCAGAGAGGGUGACCCAUCGCAAGGCAGCUCUCCUUUUAUCAAGCUGAGUGACCCGGGCAUCAGUGUGGCCAUGCUGGCCAAGGAUGUGAUCCUUGACAGGAUCCCCUGGGUGGCCCCUGAGGUGCUGGAGUCCCCAGACAAUCUGACUCUAGAGUGUGAUAAGUGGAGCUUUGGUGCCACCCUGUGGGAAAUCUUCAACAGUGGAGAACCUCCGCUGCGAGGCUGGGACUUGGACCAGAAGCGGCAGCUUUAUGAGAGCUACUUGCAGCUGCCUCCCUCUCAGUGGACAGAGCUAGCUGAUCUGAUCAGUCAUUGUAUGGACUACCAGGCCGCCUUCAGACCGUCCUGUCGCAGUAUCAUUCGACAACUCAACAGUCUGAUCACUUCAGACUAUGUGAUACUACAUGCAGCUGAGCCCGUCACACAGAGCGUUGUGUGGCGAGCCAUCAGCCCUGCACAACACGACCAGACAUUAUUUGAGGAGAGACACCUACGCUACAUCCAUCCUCUAGGGAAAGGAAACUUUGGCAGUGUGGAACUUUGCCGUUAUGACCCGCUAGGUGAUAACACCGGGGAACUGGUCGCUGUGAAAAAGCUGCAGCCCAACAAGCAGUCGACCCUGGAGGACUUCAAGAAGGAGGUCAAAACCCUCAGCGUUUUACACUGUGACUACAUAGUCAAAUACAGAGGAGUCUGCUACAGCACGGGUCGCCUCAGUAUGAGUUUGGUGAUGGAGUACCUGCCCAACGGCAGCCUUAUUGGCUACAUGGAAGGUAACCGACAUAAAGUCACCACCAGGCGGAUGCUGCUUUUUGCUUCUCAGAUCUGUAAGGGGAUGGAGUACCUGCAGACGCUGCGUUAUGUGCACAGAGACCUCGCAGCCAGAAAUAUCCUUGUGGCCAGUGAGUCGCUGGUGAAAAUCGCUGAUUUUGGGCUGACCAAGGUCAUUCCUUGUGACAAGGAGUACUACCGAGUCAGCCAGCCUGGAGAGAGCCCCAUUUUCUGGUACGCCCCAGAGUCCAUUACUGAGUCCAGAUUCUCCCACAAGUCAGAUGUCUGGAGUUUUGGAGUCGUUCUGCACGAGCUCUUCUGCUACUGCGACACCAACACCAACCCAAAAAGACUAUGCAUGCAGGAGAUUGGACACAAUGUGCAGAGUCCAUCCAUUUCAAUGCAUCUGGCAAAUAUUCUAAAGAAUAACUGGAGGUUACCGGCUCCUCCAAACUGCCCGCCCAAGGUGUACAAUUUGAUGAAGCAGUGCUGGGAGUACGACUUUGAGGAGCGGCCGUGUUUCUCAGACCUGGGAAACCAAAUUGAAACCAUCAUGCAGGAUGAGAGAGAGAGCCCUAAGGGCUGACAAGAAAUUUUUGCAAAUCGCAGUAUGAAAUUAUGAAAUUUACCAACUGAAAUUCAGUUCACACAGGUCUCACGCACACACAACAUCCACUUAAGCAUUCACAUGCUGACUUCUUACUGACCAUCUCUUAGACGACAUGUAUGAUUUUGAUGGGUCUAAAGGG